AUGACCCCUCCGUCGAGUUUGUCCUCACCGAAAAAGCCAAAGAGUCCUCGCCGCCAGUCCUCCAAACAGUUUACACUGGCCGAGCAUCCAAAGCCUUAUCCCGGUGCCCUGCCUGUUUCUCCGACCAUCCAAUCUCGACCGCUUCGACAAGUGAAUGGGGGCUCGUCGAGCAGACAGAUGGCGGGAUCAGGGACGUUCCUGGCAGAAUCGCCGCCCAUGGACCAUGUCCACGAUAACGACGAAAUCGAGGACCCCCAUGAUCUAUCCUUCUCCAGCAAUCACAUCUUGCGCGCCUCUAUGGUCGAUAACCUAGUAAUGUCGCUCGACCAGUUCUCCGGCAAUGUGUUCGGCGACGCCCCAUAUACACCGCGUAGCAACAGUUACGACACAAAUGCGAGGAUGCGGAAAAGAGGACAUACAUUUUCUUCUUCGACGUCUUCGGAGAAUGAUGUCCAACAUAUAAGAUCUAUGCCCCAGAUGCCCCAGACUAUCUCUCGAGUUCCUGUACGCAACAGCGUGAGAUAUCAGAAAGAUCUGCAGAAACUGCCUAGCAUAUUUGGAGAAGAUGAGGAUUCGGUGCGCGCAAAGGUCUAUGAUGCACAAAGAGCAACUCAACCUCGUCACCCCAGGAGGAAAAAGAACGUUUCUGGUGGCGGUAAAAGCACGAACAGCAGUGCUUCUUCGAGCAUUGACCUCGGCCAUCUGGCCAGUCUCACAGGCCGAUUAGGAGGCCCUGGAAACAGACGAUCCCGGAGCUUCGAUUUCGGCGCCAGACCACGAGAUUUACGCACCAGCAAAACUCUCGUAGGUGCUGACGGAGCACCGACUCCGGUGAUAUUUUCGGGCCCAGAGGCUCAAAGCGCGAUACCAGUAGUAUCCACUGGCUCAUCUCUUCUGCGGAAGAACAGUACCAAAUCCUCCAAAAGCGCGUAUGUAAAGAAAGGCCGAGCGGGAGCACUAGCAUCCAGCGCUGCCAGAAACGAAUCUGUCCCCCAAUUACCUUCGAUGAAGAGUGUACCGAGCUUCAACACAACGGAACCAAAGGCGAACAUGGGAUCUCUUCAUGAGGCAAUUGCAGCACCAAGGCCUGGCUUCUUUCGGCGUGUUUUUGGCUCCUCUAAGAACCCUACUGUGAAUACUGAAGCAACUCCGGCACCCAAUGUGCUUACCAAGUCACAGCAUGGGCGAGCGACUCCAGUACAGGACGACAAUCCGCAUCCUCCCACGACACCGCCUGGCAAAACGCAAAAACCCGUUCGGCGGACGUCCACCGAGGCUUCAACAAACAAGGAGAACCAGCCAGUGAUCACCAAGAAGUCUUCUGCAUUUUUCCGCCGAAGGAAGAAAUCAGCCUCAAGUGCGGUCCCACCGCCGCUUCCUUUGACCUUGAACUCGGACUUGCCUUCGGAAAACGAGCCUGUGGAGGGAACAAGUCCAGUGAGCAGCCUGAGAGCGUUCAUGGAUCCUUAUCUGGUCGACCCUCCAUCCUCGACAGGACACGCUCAUCCUCGUGGCCAUAGUCGGGGCCAUAGUCGAACUAGCUCAAUGCAAGGCUUCUAUACUCCAACUCUACCACCCCCAGGGUUUGGCUUGUCGAGUCAGGCUGCCAGUCGACCCAGGGUAGGAGGUCAUAGCCGAUCGGAAUCCCACGGUAGUGGCAAGACGUUAAAAUCGAACCCUAAACAGGUCUCGACUCUUCGUAUUCCUCAUCAGGACUCUUUCCUGGCAGACAGCAGCAGUGCCGAAGAGCCAAUGAAGCGUUCUCCAUUUGAUGGGGGUCACCAUUCCGAUAAUGAGCGACCUCCGCUACAAUACCGGAGCAGCGUGAGUGACUUGAAACUAGAACACACGCCGUCCGCGACCUCGUUACCCAGCCCCUUGUCUGAUCCAAGGACUGCAACCACGCGACAAGGGUCGUGGAAGUCAGAAAAAGUCUCGCCUGCGCCUUCCAUGAUUGCGGCUCCAACACCAAGCUCGCAAAAUGCUGAGUACGGGAAUAAAUCGACAUCGGCUAGGCGCCAAAACACUUUGGAGGUUGCCCGGAAAGGGACCAAGGGUUCUCCAUUCGCAUCAACAUCUGAUGUAAGUGAGUAUAGAUCAGCACCAAGCACGCCCUUGAUCAUUGAGACUCCCGAUGGUGAGAUCGCAUCACCUUUCAGCUCCGGGCCGCCAAGCGACUCUCGGACUGGUCUUCAACCAGACCAUAAAAGGAGAGCCCGACAGAUUUUUGACAAUACGGACGAUGAUGUCGAUCCUUCUUCUGCGGGAGCUUGGCUGGGAGACGCCGGAGUUGAAAGAGAGUAUGUGCGGAAAGCAUAUAUGGAGCUCUUCGAUUGGAAGGAUCAGAAUAUCCUGGAUUCCCUUCGAGGUCUUUGUGACAGGAUCAUUCUCAGAGGUGAGACCCAGCAAAUGGACCGGAUAAUGGAUGCCUUUGCCCAGCGAUGGUGCGAAUGUAACAUCUCGCAUACAUUUAAAUCAAUAGAUGUGGUGCAUACAAUCUGUUAUUCAAUCCUACUUCUAAAUACAGACCUUCAUCUAGCGGACAUUGAUCAGAAGAUGACGAAGGCUCAAUUCGUGCGCAACACGCUUCCUACGAUCAAACGCGUUGCGCAGGGAUCCGAGGCCGAGAGAACGCUGCGAGGUCCGAAGCGGACGAACGGUUCGUCGAAUGACGAUAUAAAUGGUGCCACGUUAGAGUCGAGGCGGUCUGUAGAUCCGCCGUCCCACGAGGGAGCACAGCCUUUUGAAUCUAGCGAAUCUGCUACAGACGCCGGACAAGGGAGAAGCUGGGAACUGCAAAUCGAGGCCGUCCUAAGGUCUUUCUAUAACUCGAUCGCGCAAGAGCCUUUGCCCUUGUUCGGCGCUCAGACCGAAGCAAACACACAGGCUCACCAAUCUACGAACUUCUUGACCAUCGGGAGCACGAUGCUACGCCGAACACCUAGCGUGCUUAGCAAGGCACACUCUGACACUAAUCGGGGUCGAUACGCCGGAGAGAGCAAGUCACUCGGCGCCCGGUUCAUCACGAAGACGCGGUCGAGACCGCGACUGCCCUCGGCUCCCGGCUUUGCUUCUAGUAGAACCAGUAUCGACGAGCAAUCAUCGGCCUGGAGUCCGUCAAUGUCGAGCACGUGGAGUAAGGCAUCUCUGGGAAAGACGCUGACGUCAAUGUCGGUCGACUCUUUCGGCACAGAAGCUACUCAUGCGGAUUAUCAAUCGUCCAUCGGCUUUGCGAAUGCCUUGAGUCAAGCGAUCAUUCGAGAAGACCAACUGGAUUUGCCGAUUGAAGACGGGUCCAAAGGCGGUUCUCUUCUUGAGGAUGAGUCGCUUGAGCUUUGUGGUGCUCCAUGGGCCAAGGAAGGCAUUGUGAAGCACAAGUGCCAUCUUGAAACCGUUGACAAGAGAUCCAAGGACAGAAACUGGAAUGACUGCUUUGCGGUAAUAGAGAAAGGUUACAUGAGACUUUUCUCCUUCUCCAUGACGGCGAAGUCUCUGAGGAACAAGGCACGGGCUCCCAAAGUUCCAGUUGUCGUGGGUGGCGGUAACUGGCAGGACAAUGCUGAAGAAUUGUGGAAGUUUACCCUUCGACACACGAUUGCCAGUUCGCUCCCACCCCCUGGAUACUCAAAGGCCCGACCCUUUGUAUGGGCGCUCAGUUUGCCGACGGGCGCGGUUCAUCUUUUCUCGGUCGGCACACCUGAUAUUGUGAAGGAGUUUGUCUCUACCGCCAACUACUGGAGUGCUAGACUGUCGAAAGAGCCGAUGAUGGGUGGUAUCAGCAACAUGGAGUAUGGCUGGAGUGAUGCCGUGGUCAAUCGCGCAUUGGCGUCGUCAGAGCAUCAAUCCGGACGUAAUGCGGCAAUGAGUCCGCGCCCCAGCACACAAAUGUCAAUGCGGAGCUCCAUGGACCAUGUUGGUGGUGUCCGGCCCAAGCUUCCUGGGGAUAAGGCCCAUAUCAGCGAGUGGGCGCCGCCUCAACAAUCCAUGUUUGCAUCCCAAUUGAUGGAAGUGGACCAGCUUCGAGCACUACAGACAUAUGUCUCCAACGUGGAGGAAGAGUUACAAAAGCACAACGAACUGCGAGGACUCAUGCUUCUGGCAUUCACCGUCAAGCACCCUAAUUCAACAAAAGCGAUGAACAACUGGGAGCGGAAGAGCAGUUACUUGCUCCGAGAAAUUGUCAAGUUCCGCACGUACAUUGAUACCUUGCAGAAUGCGCAGAUGACGAAGGACAAGAUUUAUCGGAUGAGAAAGGAGGAGGAAAGGGUACAGCGUGCGGCAAUGGACUCUAGGAACCAGACCGUGAAUGCUAUUCCGGGGUAA
This is a messenger RNA of Cladophialophora psammophila CBS 110553, 4323 nucleotides long. RefSeq lists its product as uncharacterized. The coding region runs from base 1 to 4323 and encodes 1440 amino acids. NCBI's taxonomy places the organism in Eukaryota, Fungi, Ascomycota, Eurotiomycetes, Chaetothyriales, Herpotrichiellaceae. Gene Ontology annotation, biological process: regulation of ARF protein signal transduction. The transcript has 2 exons. Gene Ontology annotation, molecular function: guanyl-nucleotide exchange factor activity. The record is from RefSeq and is a predicted model, not a curated record.